AUGUUAGCGAUCAUAAAAUUCGGCAAUCACAAAAGCAAAUUAUUUUACGAUAUACUAAUUAAAACCCAGAACACAGCAUUGUUGGCCCGACAUUUCGCAUCGACGGCAGCUGCAGAGAACUUAGAUCGAAAGAACAUUGACGAUGUAGCAGCUUCAACCGAAGAAUGGGAACGAGCCAAACCGUUUGAAGAAAUUCCAACAAUGAGUACUUUUAAAUUUCUUCGCAAUUUCUUGCCGUGUGGUAAAUACGCCAAAUUGGAUUCAUCGGAAAUGAUGUUGGCUUUUCGUGAAGAUAUGGGGCCAAUUGCCCGCAUACCAACUUUAUUUGGUAAAGAGGGGUUUGUGAUCACCCAUAAUCCACAUGAUUUUGAAAAGACACUACGCAAUGAAGGUAUUUGGCCUAAUCGUCCCGGUUCUGAGGCAUUAAUCUAUCAUCGUAGUGUACAUCGAGGGGACGUCUUUCAGGGUGUGGAGGGUCUAAUUGGAACGCAAGGAGAAAAAUGGGGUACCUUUCGAUCCACUGUAAAUCCUGUGAUGAUGCAGCCAAAAAAUGUUCGCCUGUAUUUUAAUAAAAUGUCUCAGGUGAAUAAGGAGUUUAUUGAAAGAAUUCGCAACAUUCGCGAUCCUGAAACCCUAGAAGUGCCUGCCAAUUUCGAAGAAGAAAUAAAUCGCUGGACCCUAGAAUCGGUAUCCGUUGUGGCCUUGGAUAAACAAUUGGGUCUAAUCACCACAAAUCGAGAUGACCCAACAGCUACAAGACUAUUUCAAUCACUAACGGAUUUUAUACAAUGCUCCAUGGAAAUUGAAAUGAAACCAUCGAUCUGGAAAUAUUACCAGACACGAACAUUUAAAAAAUUAUUAACAAGUUUAGAUGGUGUUAUGGAUAUAACCAAAAAUUUUGUGGAUGAAGCAAUUUCCCGGCUGGAGGAGGAACGUAAAAAUGGUGUACCAGAAAAACCGGACAGUGAGAAAAGUGUUUUGGAAAAAUUGAUAAAAAUCGAUAGAAAAAUUGCCAUGGUUAUGGCAAUGGAUAUGCUGAUGGCUGGAGUGGAUACUACCUCCACCACCUUUACCGGUUUACUUUUGUGUUUGGCCACAAAUCCCGAGAAACAGGAAAAACUCCGCCAAGAAGUUCGAAAACUAUUACCCCACAAGGACUCCGAAUUUAAUGAGGCUGUUUUCAAAAAUAUGCCCUACCUUAGAGCAUGCAUCAAGGAAUCAUUGCGUGUAUAUCCCUUGACUGUGGGUAAUGCUCGAGUACCCAUCAACGAUGUAGUUCUAAGUGGUUAUCGUGUACCUAAGGGAACUCGUGUGACAAUGAUUUCAACUUCUCUGCUAAAAGAUGAUACACAUUAUCCCCGAGCGAAGGAAUUUUUACCAGAACGUUGGCUGAGACCUUCAAAGGCAGAAACGGAAAAUGCCACCAACGAAUGUCCAAUGAACGCCCUGAAAGCUAGUAGUCCAUUUAUUUAUUUACCAUUUGGAUUUGGUUCACGCAGUUGUAUAGGUCGUCGCAUCGUUGAAAUGGAAUUGGAAAUGGGUAUUGCUCGAUUGAUCCGCAAUUAUCAUGUGGAAUUUAAUUAUCCCACAAGGAAUGCUUUUAAAAGUUUAUUGAUUUAUGUCCCGAAUAUUCCGUUGAAAUUUAAAUUUACCGAUGUUAAAGAUUGA
Musca vetustissima is the source of this 1668-nucleotide messenger RNA. RefSeq names its product cytochrome P450 CYP12A2-like. The coding region runs from base 1 to 1668 and encodes 555 amino acids. NCBI's taxonomy places the organism in Eukaryota, Metazoa, Arthropoda, Insecta, Diptera, Muscidae. Gene Ontology annotation, molecular function: heme binding; oxidoreductase activity, acting on paired donors, with incorporation or reduction of molecular oxygen; monooxygenase activity. The transcript is spliced from 5 exons. The record is from RefSeq and is a predicted model, not a curated record.